Molecule: messenger RNA, 10326 nt
Organism: Spodoptera frugiperda (fall armyworm)
Lineage: Eukaryota; Metazoa; Arthropoda; Insecta; Lepidoptera; Noctuidae
Product: muscle calcium channel subunit alpha-1
Exons: 49
Coding region: 680-7030 (2116 amino acids)
Biological process (GO): calcium ion import across plasma membrane
Cellular component (GO): membrane; voltage-gated calcium channel complex
Molecular function (GO): high voltage-gated calcium channel activity
Source: RefSeq, a predicted model, not a curated record
AGAUCACCACUAAUGCGCGAUCACCGGCGGCCUGCGCGUGCGUCGCCACGCGCGGUUUAUUUAUAACGAACACUUCCGAUCGACCAAACGAAUACAUUUUUAAAUCAUUAAAAAUAGAAAUUUCAAUUUGUGUAUUCAUUAAAUAUUAAUGUAUUUGAAAUAUUUAUGCAAGUGACCAAAAAUAAUUGUUGUGACAAAAACAUCCGUGUGUGUGUCUGUGUGUGUGUUGUUAGUGACGAAUUCAAAGAGAAUUCCAUAAAUGUGAUUUUUAAACAUAUUUCAGUACUGAGUGAUGUGUAUUUUUGUGUGAAAUUUCUCUGAAACUCGUAUGACUGGGUCCGUACGGAGGGUUCCAUUUGUUUUUAACUCCUCAGUCAGUGCUGGUCGGUACCGGCUGUGUGCCAUGUGUUAUUAGUGAAAACGUGAAUUUUAUUUUAGAAAGUUCCAUUCCAGAUAUUUCUUUUGGAAAUUCUACAGGGGACCAACACACAUCAAGAAACAUCCAGAAUCAUCCAUACCCGGCGACAUUAACCGCGCAACAGUUUUCAUACGUUACAUACAAAAAUUUCAUACAAAAUUCAGUGAUGAGUGCUUAGUUGUUGUGUGGUAAAAAACAUCGCAUGGAAUUGCAGUGCGUGGGUUCGAGUCUCCGGUUGAGCAAACAGAAGAAUAGGUCAAGAUGAGCGUGGCAGAGGGCGGGGGGCCGGAGGCGCCGGCCCUCACUGCGCCGGCGACCACCCCCACCACGCCGCCCCCCACUGCCAUCGGCGCCGAUGCCACAGGACAACUCAUACAGGUCCCAGUCGCCCCCCGCAAGCCUCCCCGAAGAGGUCCGAAGGUCCAACAGGAGAGGCCGAAGAGGGCGCUGUUCUGUCUGACCUUGAAGAACCCUGUGAGGAAGACCUUCAUCGACAUCGUGGAGUGGAAACCAUUCGAGUACAUGAUUCUCACCACCAUCUUCGCCAACUGCAUCGCCCUCGCUGUCUACACACCAUACCCGGCCAGCGAUUCAAAUUACACCAAUUGGGUUCUUGAAAAGAUCGAAUACGUGUUCUUAGUAAUAUUCACGGGAGAGUGCGUCAUGAAGAUCAUUGCUUACGGGUUUAUCAUGCAUCCUGGCUCAUAUCUCAGAAACGGCUGGAACUUGUUGGAUUUCACGAUUGUUGUCAUCGGAAUGGUCAGCACAGUAUUAUCAAGUAUAUUCAAGGACGCUUUCGAUGUGAAGGCUCUGAGGGCGUUCAGAGUGCUCCGGCCGCUUCGUCUCGUCUCCGGCGUGCCAAGUCUCCAGAUCGUGUUAAACUCCAUCCUGAAGGCCAUGGUGCCGCUCCUCCACAUCGCGCUACUGGUCAUCUUCGUCAUCAUCAUCUACGCCAUCAUCGGCUUGGAGCUGUUCUCCGGCAAGAUGCACAAGAGCUGCUACAACAAGUACACAGAUGAGAUUAUGGACACUCCACAUCCGUGCGACGUCGACAAUGGCUUCAACUGCUCCCAGAUCGGCGAAGAGAUGGAGUGUCGCGAAGGAUGGAUAGGCCCUAACUUCGGCAUCACCAACUUUGACAACUUCGGCCUUUCCAUGCUCACUGUCUUCCAAUGCAUCACUCUUGAAGGCUGGACUGAUGUCAUGUAUAAUAUACAAGAUGCGAUGGGCAACAGUUGGGAGUGGAUCUACUUCGUAUCGAUGGUCAUUUUGGGCGCAUUCUUCGUCAUGAACCUCAUUCUCGGUGUGUUGUCUGGAGAGUUCUCCAAAGAAAGAGAAAAAGCGAAGAACAGAGGAGACUUCCAGAAGCUUCGAGAAAAACAGCAGCUGGAGGAAGACCUGAAGGGCUACCUCGACUGGAUCACGCAGGCAGAGUACCUGGAACCGCUGGCUGAUCAGCAUGAACACCAUCCACCUGUAGAUCAGACUAGAGACUAUGGGAUAGAAUACAUCUCAGGCCAGACGCAGAAUGAGCACGACUCGACAGACCAUCUGGGGAUAGAGACGAAUGAACAACAGAAAGUUUCCUUUUGCAAAGCGUGGAAGAAAGACUUUGACAAAGUGAACCGUCGAAUGAAGCGCGCGUGCAGGAAAGCAGUGAAGUCCCAAACUUUCUACUGGCUGAUCAUAGUGCUGGUGUUCCUGAACACAGUGGUACUGGCCAGCGAGCACUAUCAGCAGCCAGAGUGGUUGGAUCUCUUCCAGGAGUACGGCAACGCGUUCUUCGUGGCGCUGUUCACGCUAGAAAUGUUGGUCAAGAUGUACAGUUUAGGUUUACAAUUGCCCCCUAACAUGUUCCAGGGUUAUUUCGUCUCUCUGUUCAACCGCUUCGACUGCUUCGUUGUCAUCGGCUCCAUCAGUGAGAUGGUGCUCACUAAGACUGAAGUCAUGCCUCCUCUGGGCAUCUCCGUGUUACGCUGCGUCAGGCUGCUCAGGGUUUUCAAAGUUACCAAAUAUUGGCGCUCACUCUCCAACUUAGUAGCGUCACUCCUGAACUCCAUUCAGUCGAUCGCAUCCCUUCUGCUACUGCUGUUCCUGUUCAUCAUGAUCUUCGCACUGCUGGGGAUGCAAGUCUUCGGAGGGAAGUUCAAUUACGACCCAGUGGAGGAGAAGGAUCGACAUAACUUUGAUUGCUUUUGGCAGGCUCUGCUGACGGUGUUUCAGAUAUUAACAGGUGAAGAUUGGAACGCUGUAAUGUAUGAAGGUAUCAAAGCAUACGGUGGUGUGGGCACGCUCGGGAUCCUCGCCUGUAUUUACUUCAUCAUUUUGUUCAUCUGUGGUAACUACAUCCUCCUAAAUGUGUUCUUGGCCAUCGCUGUAGAUAACUUAGCUGAUGCAGAAUCAUUGACCAACAUAGAAAAGGAUGAAGCACAGGCACCAGAAGAGAAGGAAGGAGGGAGUGUGGUAGCGGCUGAAGGAGUUCAUAUAGAUACUGAUGACGAGUACAUUCAUGAUGACGACGUCUAUACUUCGGAUAACUCUGAAAGAGAAUACGAAGAGACAGGGUCGGAAGGAGAGCAGCAAGAUGAGAUGGAAGGAGAAAUAGAAGAGAUCAUUGAUGAAGAAAAUGAAGGCAAUGAAAGGACAGAAGAGGAACAGGAACGCGAAGACCAGGAGAUGAUGGAAGGGCAUCAAAGAAAUCAUAUAGUGAACACAGAGUUGGAAGAAGAGCCUCGACUGAAACGUAAGCCCACGACUUCAUCGGCGCGGCCGCGUCGCCUCUCCGAGGUCGAUAUAUGCGACACUAAGAAACCCAUACCCGAUGCCACCUCCUUCUUCAUAUUUACUAAGACCAACAGGUUCCGGGUGUUUUGCUACAAGAUGUCAUCAUCGUCCACCUUCGGGAACAUCAUUCUGGUCUGCAUCAUGCUGUCUUCCGCCAUGUUGGCAGCUGAAGAUCCUUUGGAUGCUGCACAAAAAGGAUUUCGAAAUUGGUUGCUAAGUCAAUUCGACGUGUUCUUCACUGGUAUCUUCACGCUGGAGCUGUUCCUGAAGCUGGUCACGUACGGGCUGCUCCUCCACGAGGGUGCCUUCCUGCGGUCCGCCUUCAACGUGCUUGACAUGCUCGUCGUCUGCGUCUCGCUUGUCUCUAUGAGCUUUAAGUCGGGUAGUAUAUCGGUGGUGAAAAUAUUGCGAGUGUUUAGGGUGCUGAGGCCCUUAAGGGCCAUUAACAGGGCCAAGGGCCUUAAGUAUGUGGUCAAAUGUGUGAUAGUAGCCAUUAAGACUAUAGGAAAUAUUAUGCUAGUUACGUAUUUAUUACAAUUUAUGUUCGCUGUGGUCGGUGUACAGUUGUUUAAGGGCAAAUUUUUUAGAUGUAAUGAUAUUUCAAAAAUGACAAAGGAUGAAUGUCAAGGAACGUAUUUAGUGUUUGAGAAUCGCAACUAUUUGGUGCGGGACAGGGAGUGGACGCGGUAUGACUUCCAUUUUGAUAAUGUCAUGAAAGGGAUGCUCACGCUCUUCACUGUGUCUACUUUUGAAGGAUGGCCAGGGUUGUUGUACGUCUCUAUAGAUUCGAAUGCUGAAGACCGAGGUCCCAUAACCAACUUCCGUCCAAUCGUUGCAGCCUACUAUAUUAUUUACAUUAUUAUUAUUGCCUUCUUUAUGGUAAAUAUAUUCGUCGGUUUCGUCAUAGUGACGUUCCAAAACGAGGGUGAGCAGGAAUACAAGAACUGUGAGUUAGAUAAAAACCAGAGAAACUGCAUAGAGUUCGCGCUAAAAGCUAAACCAAUAAGAAGAUACAUCCCAAAGCACAGAAUACAGUACAAAGUGUGGUGGUUCGUGACGUCACAGCCGUUCGAGUACGCCAUCUUCGUGCUGAUCAUGAUCAACACCAUCACCCUCGCCAUGAAGUACCACAACCAGCCCCACGAGUACAGCAAGGCGCUCGACUUGUUGAAUAUGCUGUUCACCGCCGUCUUCGCCUUGGAGUUCAUUUUCAAACUUGCUGCCUUUAGAUUUAAGAACUACUUCGGUGACGCCUGGAACACGUUCGACUUCAUCAUCGUGCUGGGCAGCAUCAUUGACAUCGUUGUCUCCCAAGUAAACGAACUCAAGAACCAGGGAAGUGGCAUAACAAGGACACACGUUGUCAAGGAAAGUUCAAUACCCUCGAUAAACUUCUUCCGUCUCUUCCGUGUGAUGAGGCUGGUGAAGCUUCUCUCCAGGGGUGAGGGUAUCAGGACUCUUCUGUGGACCUUCAUCAAGUCCUUCCAAGCGCUGCCUUACGUCGCCCUGCUCAUUCUCAUGCUGUUCUUCAUCUAUGCUGUCGUUGGGAUGCAGGUAUUCGGAAAAAUAGCGAUAGACGAUGAUUCACCGAUCACAAGGAACAACCACUUCCAGACAUUCCCGCAAGCACUUCUUGUGUUGUUUCGUUCUGCAACUGGUGAGGCUUGGCAAGACAUCAUGAUGGGCGUCUCCCCGGAGCCAGAAGUGAAGUGCGACAAGAACUACCACGAGGAAGGAGACGUGGAGAUCGAGGACAGCGGGGGGACGUGCGGCAGUGUGCUCGCGUUCCCAUACUUUAUUAGUUUUUAUGUUCUUUGUUCGUUUUUGAUCAUCAAUUUAUUUGUGGCUGUCAUUAUGGAUAAUUUCGACUAUUUAACCAGAGACUGGUCAAUAUUGGGACCACACCACUUAGAUGAAUUUAUAAGGUUAUGGAGUGAAUAUGACCCUGACGCCAAGGGUAGAAUAAAACAUUUAGAUGUAGUUACAUUGUUAAGAAAAAUUAGUCCACCUUUAGGUUUCGGCAAGCUAUGUCCGCACCGCGUGGCCUGCAAGCGGCUCGUGUCCAUGAACAUGCCUCUCAACUCCGACGGCACGGUGCUGUUCAACGCCACGCUGUUCGCCGUCGUUAGGACGUCGCUUAAAAUCAAAACUGAAGGCAAUAUAGACGAUUGCAACACAGAACUCAGGGCUGUCAUCAAAAAGAUUUGGAAGAGAACAUCUCCAAAAUUACUAGACCAAGUAGUUCCACCGCCGGGCGACCCUAAUGAGAUCACUGUUGGCAAGUUCUAUGCAACCUUCCUCAUACAAGAUUACUUCAGGAGGUUCAAAAAGAGAAAGGAGCAGGAAAUGCGGCAGAGUGAUGAGCAGACGCACCACCAGAUGACUCUGCAGGCGGGUUUGAGGACCUUGCACGAGGCAGGCCCGGAGCUGAAGAGAGCCAUCUCAGGGAACCUGGAUGAUAUUUCUGCGGAAUGCGAUGUGCCUAUGCAUAGGAGAAACCACUCCUUAUUCGGAGGUGUCUGGUCAAGUAUACGAAGACAUGGACCAAACAGACACUUCCAUAGACACCGGAAACAUGGCGAGCCUCCCACAGAUGAACAAACAAUUUAUACUCAUUCGUCGUCUGCCGAACAACUGCUAACAGGACAUGAUGGAGGAGGUGGCGGCGCCGCUGGUGUCGGUAACCAUUUGAGUUCAAUGAUGCAGAGAGAGUAUGGAGUUGGACCACUGCCUCUAACACCCAAUUUAGCAAAUGGACAGCCAAAGGAACAAAUACCACUAAGGCCGUUGAUAUUCAACGGAGAGUCGGAGAAAAUUUACCAAGUGCUAGACAACCAAAAGUCCAACUACCCGGAGAUGCUCGGCCAGAUCGGGCUGGCCUUCGGCUGCGUCAACUAUCUGUCGACGCCGAGCGAGGGCCUGACCGCGUCGAAACCGACCGCCACGGUUUCAAGGCAAAAAGUUCACCCCGAAGACUCGACGUCUUCACGGGAGAAACUGUCGAUACCGAGGAUGGCGUCGAUGGAGGACAAGACGCCAUCUCCGAACGCGUUCGAGCAAAUACAGCCGAAGAUAUCGCCGCUGCUGGCGAGCGAGUGCACGCCGACGACCGAGUCGCGCACGAUGACGUUGUACGGGUACAAUGCGGCCGCCAAGCUGCCGUUCGCGUUCUCGCACGCCAAGGAGCGCGUGAGCCGGGGCGGCGAGCGGCGCAGCCUGCGCGCCAUCAAGCCGGCGCUGUGCGGAGCAGGUCGGAUGGUGCGCAGCGCCUCGUCGGGGGCGGCCUCGCAUGCGCCGCCCGCUCGGCUUGUAGAUCGCCCGCACUCGCCAGGAGGAGAUAGCUUUGGGCGUGGGGUGGUGUCGCUCCCCGGCAGCCCGAGAGGAAACAACUCUUCGGCACCUGUCGUGGUGGGGUCCGCAGAGAGCCUGGUUACCAGAGUUCUAACCGAGCAAGGUCUAGGUGAAUACUGUGACCCAGAGUUCGUGCGGAAUACUUCUCGUGAGAUGCAGGAGGCACUAGAAAUGACACAGGAGCAGAUGGACAGAGCUGCGCAUCAGCUGAUGAUCAACGAGAAGAACAUAAAACAAGCUCAAAGCCAACAGCCCCAAGUUGGUAACAUUUGGGUUAUAGGGCGACAUCCUUGCCCGUCAGUACCACCCGUUCCACCAGCCGGCGACGAUGCCGCCGCCGGUGUUCAAGCGGUUAUAGCACCCGCCCCCAGCCAGCGUGCGCCCGCGCAGCCCGCCACCGGCCCGUGCGGCGCGCGCGACCACACGCGACAAACACACCAUAGGAAGAAAAGAAAACGCAAACCAGUCCUGGUUUAGCGACAUUUUAUUGUAUAAAUAUUGUUUCCGUUACAUAGUUUAAUGAUUUCAUUAUAGCGACCAAUAGUUCAGUCGUUGCAACUGAGUUGUUUGACGCGUCAAAAUAUCUAUGCUCAAAUUCUUUGUUUGUUUCUCAAAUUGUCUAACAGGUGGAACAAAGUUACAGUACGUGAUGUACUUUUUUAAAUUCUAUUACUGUGGUAUCACAGUUACAGUGAGAUUGUAGUUGUUUAGGUAUAGCGUAAUUUCAGGGCCAGAGAACUUAUUUGUACCCACUCCAAAGUGUUGGGUAUCUACUUUGUCGAUAUUUCAAAAAUGGCCCUUUUAAAUUCUUAAAUUAGAAAAUGUAAAAUUUUGACUUUGAGAGAGAAAACACUCUCCUUAUCUAAAAUAGAUAGAAAACGUAAUUUACAUUUAUAUAUAAUUUUAUCCUUUUUAGGUAUUCGAAUUGAUUACUUUGCAUUGCAAAUUGUAUUGUGCAAGUUUUGAUAAAUAGUGAAUUUAAAACGUUGUAACUUUAACAAAAUUGAUUUAAUGUUGUGGAUUUUAUAAAACUUGCAUGACACAAGGGCUUUUAACUUUGAAAAGUAAAGAAUAAACCUAUAUUUGAUAACGCGGACGAUUCUUCCUCUAGUUUAAAAUAUUUGUUAAAGUAACGAAGCUUUCGAAACUCUUGAACGCUAGAGCUUUUGUGGUGAAUUAUGAAAUUUGGUGUGAUUUAAUUCAAUGAGAUCGCUUUAAUUGUUACGAUUCAGUAUUAAGUGAGGAGCUAAUUACUUGUUUAGCGAUAUUCGAUUAACCUAAAUUGUGUAGACGUUACGUUGUUUGGUUUCCUAUGUUCUAGCACCAGAUCCAAGACAAUACCGUUUUUGAAGACUUUGAUGUACUGAUUGUAUAACUAGCCCUCGAUGUAGGGGAUCCAAUUUUCAGUAGUUUACCCAAAAGUUGAAUUUAUAAAAAUUAAUGGCCCCGGUAACAUUUAGUGACAGGGACGUGUACAGGUGAGAUACAGUGAUUUUUAUAAGUUCAGCUAUAUUGAAUAGCUAUGACCACUUUUAGAUUAGUCACUAAUCAGUAUGUAGCGUAAACUAUAGGCUCGGUCGAUGCCUAGGAUAAAAACUAAAGAUGACAGUCUGAUUUUCAUCUUUUCAGUAACUUUACAAUGUAAAAGUAAGCACUCUUUUGAAGUUUUAAUAGAUUUUAUAGGUGGAUCGAUUUAUAUACGAUAUUUCCACCCAUGUCCUUCUCGGGUUGUUAGUGGUAUUUAUUUUUUACCUCCUAAACUCCGACGUAUGAGCUUAGUAUGGGAACAUAGUUUGUCCUUCGCUGCAUUAGUUGAACAAGAUGGAGUCUAAUCGUUCGGGCAAUAAUCUUCAUAGCGGACAUCUUUGCUUUAUCUAAAGCUGCGUGUACUUGUGAUAAUGUCGCGGAGUGUUUAUUUAGUGUAAUUUCAUCCAAUUUUGUCACGGUUCUACUGACUUUAUUGUGAUUUUUCUUCAACAUCGUCCUCAAAUCAAAUCAAAUUAUCUUAAGUAGUUCAUGAAGAUUUUGCCUAGUGGCUUUUAGUCAAUUUUUGCCAAUAACUUCCAAUUAAAAAUUUAUUAUAAAGUCAACAUUAUAAAGUCGAUAGAACUGAACCCCCUUUUAAUUUCAUAAAAGACAGUUAAAAACAAUCGUGUAUUUGCGAAGAGGCAUUUACUAAAAUCGAUUGUCUCGACUUAUUGAUUAGUUAGACAGCGGAGUUAGGUAAACAUUGUCUGUUUAGUUUAUUAUUCUAGUUAAAUUUAACUGAAUUUGCAACAUCUUGAACUAAAUAAUUGUUAAUUUAUAACAAGAUUGCAAACUACAUCUUACGUUAUUUCAUUUUGUUUAAAUAAAAAGACGGUUAGGUAUUUUAAAAGAAACUCAAAUUGUGAUGUGACAUAAGAACAAGGUGUUGCAAGUUAAAAAAAAUCUUAGCUCUAUAAGAUAUUCCCUAGUAAGUGCCCUUUUAAACUCUAUGAAGCGACGUAGUGUAGAUAUUACUCGUAUCGUCAGCCACUCCAUGUACCGUCACACUCCACAUUCCUCUAGAAUUAAGGUCAAUCUUAACAACUUUGUAUUCUGUUAACCUCUUCACAGAAGAAUUUUUAAUUUCUGAAAGCGCGUGUUUGACAAUUAAAUUAACACUAAGAUUUACUUCAAUAACAAUUUCCAUUAGGCCCAAUAUUUAAGUAAUAAUCACCAUCUUCUUUCAUUUGACAAAACAAUCUUUACUGUACCUAUGUUUCUUAAAAACUAUAGGUACCCUACACAAAUGUUUAGUUUGUCGUCACGCACACGCUUUCAAUAUUGUAUCCUAUCUACUUCUCGUUUAGACUACAACAGCAAAGAUUAGGUGGAGAGGCAACGCACAAUGUAAGACAAUGAUGUUCGUGAAAUUCUAAAUGUAUAUUUAAUAUGUAUGUAGUUCAACUUCCUUAUCUAAAUAGAAUACUUUCUGAACCACCAAUUUAUGAUGAACUGCAUUAUUGGUAGUUUUUUGCUCUGCAAACAUUAAGACGUUAUAAACAAAAUGGUCUUAUUUCACGCGCUAAGGUAGAAAUAUCUGUCUGUAUUUAAAUAUGUUUAUUUUUAAGAAAAAACUCUUCUUAUCUUUGUUGUUAAAGUAGCCUAAUCUAUGCUUCCCCUACUUUCAGGUGCCAACUUAUUAGAAUGAAUUUAAGUCUUACUGUUAUCUAACUUUUGAAGCUGCCUUUAUAUUUUCUGCCAUUUUAUAUAAAAUGGUAUAGGUGCCUAUUCCUUUGGUAUUCCUAUCCUAUUGUCUUUUCUGUUGUCUCUAUAGUCUUUAUAAGAGUUUAUUGAAGAAAUUUUAAAGAUUUUUAUUAAAAAUAACGUAGAGCUCCAUGAAACGUAAUAUGUAUUGAGAUGCUGCUGUUAUUUUAGCAGUAGCUAACAUUUGAAUGAGUGCAGAUAUGCGAGUAUUUCAGAAAGUUGUAAGUUCCUCAAAAUGAGGAACAUCUAAAGUGUUAAAUUAUUCAUUCGUUAGUGAUUUCAUCUGUAAAUAAUGUACAAAAUUAAACAAAUCUGUACUCUGAAAAAUAUGAUUUUAAGUAACGUUUUUAUAUUCCUAGCGUAAAAACCGCUAGCAGUAAAGAAUCUCGAUUGUAAAUAGUUCUGUAAAUAAAUAAAGUGUAAAAGUUAUAUAUUCCGUCAACCAUAUUAAAAUUGAUACAUUAUUAAUUAUCUAUAUUUAUUGUUUAAAAAUGAACAUUGUAAAAUUGUUUUCAUAUAAAUAAAAAAUGUGAGAAACGCGA